CUCGAAGUCAAGGCGUCACCAGACCCACUUGACGCCAGUCGCAGUUACCGACAAUGCAGAGCUCACGAGGUUGGUGGAGACCGAUGCAAGGCGACAUUCAUGAAUUGGGUUUGGUUUCAUUAACGCAUGAAUGCUGUGUCUGUGCCCAGCAAAGGCAUCGGACGAGCUUGGAGAAGGAAAAAACGUGAGGCCGUCUGGAUGAUCUGUAUGCGGUUGUGAUUUCGUUUUGUGGCCUAAAGGUCUUGUCAUUUCACCCACUGCUUGAAGGUCUCUUCGGCGUCCUUUGUAAGGCCACAAACAAGCCACACACAGGAGUGUAAUUGACUUGAUGUAAGGCAUCUAUCCAUGUAUGUGUCUGCUGUUUGUGUGUACAGAUGUGGUCGGCGCGAAAUGGAUUGACAGAUCAAUCUCAGAACACCACACCAGACCAUGGUCGGUCCAGUCCCUUCCUGAGGUUUGCUUGUUGGUCAUGAAAACAGGUGGAUUCAUCGCGCCGAGACAAGGACGAUGCCCAUGUGCGGAUAUCCGGUACACGAAGCCAGACAUACUCACGCUUCACCACGGUGAGGCAUUCAUGUCCGGCUCCUCGUUUUGCCCGCUGUCAGCCCGCAUUCUGGAAGCGUUGCGGCUCGUCAUCGAGGGGCUUCAGCUUGUCCCACUGAUUCUGCUAAACACAGGGUGCGCCGAGACAGAUAGACUGCUGGUUGCCUGCGGCAAUACUGGAUGGGUGUGGUCUGUGUGUGCCGGUCUACGGCCCCCCAACCCAUGACAGGAACAAACUCCCCUACUGCGACCACGUCGACCUUUUUGACCCAGAUUGCAUCUUUGUGUUGGUGACGAAUCCCCUGCUGCUGCUGGCUGAGACAACCACAGAAGGCGCCCAUGGAAGGACUGGCAGCGUAUACAUGGUGCUCUCCCUAGUUCUGGCAGUCCUUGUCUUUGCCAGCGCUGGCAGCGGGAUCCUGGUGGCACAAACCUUUCGAUCGAGGCAAAUCAACCUCGCAGCACCCAUCUUUGUCAUUAAAUUUUUCUGCAUCGGUACGCAAGCCGGCGGGGUAUGGGAGAAUGGCAUUGACCGUAUUUUCUCCGUCUUGUUUGACUGACGUCACUUUCUGCAGUGCUGGCUACGACCUAUUACACCUCUCUGACUGUGACGCUGAUGAUGUGCUUCUCCUGUGCCACGCUUGAGUCAGUGAUAGGUCCAGACUUCCUGUGCAAUUCCUACUUGCACAUCUUCGCCCAGGCCGCCAGCCUGCUGGCGCUCAUUCUUCUGUUGGCCAUGUCAAUCGUUGUCGCACUCCUCUACAACAAGUAUCAGAACAUGCAUGCCAGCCAGUCUGUGCACAAAUCCGUAUGCGGAUGUGCGGAUGUGCGUGCAGGUUUGAUCAGUUCUCGCAGUCCCAGUCAGCAGCCGCUCAUGGGAGGGUCGAGGUCUGGGUGGUCAUCAUGAAAACGGUCGUAGCGGCCAAUAGGAUCACUCUCGAUUCGUAUGAAGGACACGAGGACUUGGAGACGUGGACGCGGUACUGCAGCGUGGCCAACUUUAUUCUUUUGGCCCUCGUGGCUGUCCUCACGGCCGUCCAGUCACCGAGCUACUGUGACUUUGUCAACAAACUGCGGGUGGCCAUCUUCUCCGCACUGGCAUUUGGGGCCCUCUAUCCCCUCUCACACAAUAUCUACCUCACAGCUGCACGUAAGGACCUCGGUGGGCGUCUUGGUCUGAUCACUAACUCGUGUCAUUUGCUCGACUGUUCAGUCGUAACGCUGGCCCUGCUGAUAGGGUGGGAGGGGAGAUGCACCCGGGGGACCGCAUCUGGGUGUGUGUACGGUCCCAUUCAGGUUGAGCCCUGCGGGUGUGUACCGCAAGUACUACUUCGUUAGGCUUUUGGAGCGGAGCUGGUCGGAGGUAUACGAAAACUACGACGAGGAAUAUAGGAACCUCCUACUUUCAGUAAACAUCAAAAGUCAAGCGACACAUUGGGACAAGUUUGUGUGAUUCGUUUGAUUCAGGCACUUUACAGCGAGGUCGAGCGGCCUCGCGGGCAAUUUGCUGGCGGCGCUGUGGACAAUCUGCAGAGGGACAGCAUCUCGUUCAUGAGAGGUGGCGAUGACGACCAGAAGAGUCAUGCGACGAGCACGAUGGUGAAUCGGCUCCAGUCGGGCUACAAGGCGAGGCUAGUACGCAAGUCCGUCUACUGGGAUACCGACAUAGAGCUGAUGUUGCGCGCAAUCCGAGACAGGUGGUAUGACUUCAGUGAUAAGGAAAAGGAAGUGAGCAUCUGAUCUAGCAAUCUAGUACACCAAUCACACAUGACAUCGAUGUGCAUACGUACGUGUGGUGUUGCGCGUAGGUCAUCCGUGUACUAGUGGAUGAACUGUUCUACUUCCUCCUUCGCGGUCGAUUAUCCACUGCACAACGAGCAUUCACUUACGCAUGGUAACGGAGACAGAGAGAACCUCCCUCUCUGGGACGGCUGUUCUGUGUCUUUUCCUUCACAUGUAUAUGCGUGUAGGUACGCCCUGACGUGCCGAGUGCUCUUCAACGAGACCUUCGGGGUACGGAAACACAACUGAAGCACACACUCAGUCAGUCAGUCACUCACUCACUCAGUCACUGGAUAUACAUACUUACAUACAUACAUACAUACAUACAUGCCUUGCAAUUGUGUGUGGGCGGCAUGACAGGUGUAUCGAUUCAUUCGCUACGCCAAUCAGAACUCCAACACGUUUCAGAUUGACGUGCCCUAUAUAUGCUACUACCUCUCCAAAGACAUCGAGACAGCAAGACAGGCCACGUACCUCAUGGGCGGGCUGGGCACCAGAAAACUCACACUCAUCGACCUCAUGACUUACAAAGUCCUCACAUAGUAUUACACACACAGCCAACACAGUGCUUUGAUCUUCACACAUGUCCCUGUUUGGUGUCUACUGGCGUCUCUUUGUUUGUGCGCACAGAAAUGGUCGGUGGCCGCCAAGGUGAAUCAUCUGAGGGCUCUGGAGCUGCUGGUCAAGUUCUGGCGGAUGUCUUCGCAGCAUACUGCGCAGAUCAAGCCACAGGCAAAGGUAAGGCUCCCUCCCCGUCUGUUUCUAUCUAUGUGUAAGUCAGUGUUGCCUGCCAUGUAGGUUCUACAUAACGCCCUCGUUGCGUUGAGGACGGCCGAGGGGGCUUACAUGAACCUGCUUUCUCGAUUUCCGAAAGCCCCUGAGGCCCUCGACCUUUACGCUGCCUUCGUACGGAACGUAAUGCUCGAUGAAAAGUGAGUAUCGAGCAACACGGCUUCGCCUGGUGGCCUGUGCCUCUUUGCAUCGUAUCUAUCUUUGGUGUGCAUGUGCAGGCGCGCGGAAGUUCUUCUGCAAAACGACCUGGCGGAGUCCUCCUCGCAGUACAGCUCGUCUCACCACAGCAGCUCUAUUGGGAGGAACCUCCUGCUGGUGGGGAUGGACCGCAAACUGGAACGAGUAAUGACCAAGCACUGGGGAACACGACUGACUGACUGCUCUUCCCUACGCUCGUCCCCACGUCUCCUCCCUCCCUGCCUCCCUCCCUGCCUUGCUCUGGUUGGUGUGUUGUGUUGUGAUGUGAUGUGGAUGCAUCCAGGUGAUGAGCAUCGAGCAGAAGAAGAUGCGAGCGCUGCACUGGAUCAAGGCAAUGACCCUGCUCGCAUUGGUCGUAUUCGUCGUCAUGUCCUUCGUGUCCCACCACCUCGGCAUGACAGUAAGAAAGAAUGUGUGAUGCACAUCGACAAGCUCUCAGUCCUUCGCGUGGUGCAGGAGCAGACAUACGUCACCGAGAAGAUGGUGGAGCUCGACCACCAUGGCUCACUCAUGAACUCGUGGUCCGAGACAUGCAUUCACCUCAACAAACUCAUCAUCUACAAGGUCGCACAUUUCGUGUUGAGUUUCUUGACUUUAUAAGAUUAUGCAUCACUUCGUGUCGGUUUCUUUGGUCAGGACACGGAUCACCGACUGCAUCCCAGGGCACGCGAGCUGCUGCUCGAGCAGGACGAUGAGCUGCAUUCGCAUGCAGAAAUGAUCUCGACCGCCGUAUCCGACGUGAGAAUAUCAGAGCUCAGUCGACGUACGCACAUGCAUGGCCGCCUUGAGUGCAUUGUGCAGAUAUCGACUUUGGCGGCCAAGGACAAAAUGGCAGACGUGCUUUCAAAGAUCAACAAGGCGUAUCUUAAUGUCACUUACUUCAGACAGGACGGAUCAAGGUGAUCGAUCACCUGACUACCCUGCAAAUUUAUCUCACUGAUGGAUGGAUCGAUUGUGGAUCAUUCAGGGCGUCACGAGUGAUGAAUUUCAACGAGCUGGCGAGUAAGUAUGCAUUCGCCAUCCGCACAGUGGCGGACCAGGCCCGCAGGAUCCCCGACGAAGAGCCCCUGCCCGAUAGCCCUGAGUUCCGGUUUAUUUCCGAAAACUGCGUCGGACCGAUACCGGACGAGGGUAUGCAUAUGCGGGGUGGACGAGACGACUUACUUCAUUGCCCUCACUCACUCAAUCCACUCACUGGGUGGUGUGCAGGGUUUCGGAUCCUGUUGCUGCAGCUGGCACACGUGCAGGACGCGAUCACCACGGCAGUGCUGGUGCUGUCCCUUGCCAGCACUGCAGUGCUCGUGUUCGGGCUGCUCGUCUGCCUUGGCACACUUAAGGUGGCCUUACUUACAGCCAUACACCUCCAUCCAUCGAUACGAUACGUAGAGGCGGCUCAGUCGAUCUUGUUUCACUGUGUCUGUCUGCAGUUGAUCCAGGCGCGUUUGCUUGAGUUCGACAGACGGCAGGAGAACGGGGCACCGGUGGCACUUCAGAUAUGCCAUGAACUCACAGGUGGGAGAGACGGAGACAGGUGCGGCUAUGCCUGUCGCGAUGCGCACGUGCGGUCUGCUGGUUGGACGGUGGGCGAGUCAGGGGUACAGAGUCGAAAGCUGCGGCGGCUAUACAUCAAGAGCUACAGGAAGCCCUUCGGUGAGGAUGCAGAUGAGCAGGGCAGCUUGGGCUCAGAGGCCACCGACGCCAAACCGCCCGCACCUGCGAGUGGUAUGAUCUAAUGGAAACACCACAACCAACUUGAAUUCUGUGUGGACCUAUGACUGUGUGCAUGAAGCCAAAACGUCCCUUUCACUGCCCGCAAAGCGCAAGAAGGUGGCAGCGGCUGCUGAGGAAGACCAGGGGGGAGGGCUGGCAGGCCAGUUCGACCACUUCUUCCGAACGGAGCAGAGGAGCCGCGAGGUGGCCCCGCCCGAGGGACACCCACUGCGGGACCGACAGCCAACUGCAAAGACCAUUGCCACUAAUGUCACCAAUGUCACACGUGCGUAGGCCGGCUGGGGGAUGCAGCCUGUUUGCUUAUCACUUGCGCAAGCUGCCUGCCUGCCUGCCUGUCUGCUCUGCCCGUCUCCUUGUUUGCAGGUGGCGAGAGCACGGAGCAAGAUGUGCCUGACCUGCCGGCACCGGCACCAUGUGGCCAGGAAGUGUUCCCCUCGGGACAGGAGGAGGAAGAGGAGAAAGAACGGCCGCAUGAGGCUGCCGACCUAGCAGAACCACCAGACCGACUCAGAGGUAGGUAGGUAGUUUGGUGAACUGACUGUGUGUGGGGCUCGCUCAUGGGGGCGUCCGUGCACGUACGUCUCCUUGCUUAGAUGCAGCUGUGCCGUCACACCGUGGCGCUUGGGAGCAAUCGCCCCGUGCCGCGCUGGAACCGACAUUCGGCGAUUUGCUCGGCCUGACGGAGGUCAGUCAGUCAGUCAGUACACAUGGAUGCGAGGGCCAUUGCGCACCAUACACGCAUACGCCCCCUGUUGUCAGGGCAAUCUCAAAGCAUAUCAGGUUUGUAUACCUGUUCAACUUUUCGGCAGAGCUGCUCGCUUCACUGUGGGUGGCAUCCAUGGCAUCCUAUGAUCAGGUUUGGGUUGAGGACAUGUGUGGGCCGUGCACAGUGAGGGGCCGGAAGGUUAACUGGCACCUGGCGGAGGUGCUGGGCCUCAAGACUGACCAAAGUGACACGGGCGAGGACAUUGAGUUCAAACUGUGGCUCAGGCAGGCAAAGCACACGCAGGCAGGCACGGUAGACAGGCACGGUAGACAGGCAGGGUAGACAGACACCACUGCUGCGUGUCUAUAUCCAUCGCUACACACGCAGUGCAGCCCUCCCUCCCUCCCUCCCUCCUUCCCUCCCUCCUUCCAUUCCUCACUUGCUGCUUGCUGUAUGCAUGCAUAUGCUUUGUAGAGGUCAGGUAGUUGUGGAGGAGGCGGCGGCAGAGACACAGCAGGAGGCCGCUGGAGGCGGGUUCUUCCGCCGAGCAACAUCUCGUGCGUCCACUCUGCAGGCUGCCACUGCAGGUGCCGAGCCUCUGGAGGAGCUCCGGCGCCGCACACGCUCUUACACUGGCGGGGACGAGAUAGAACAAAACAUCCAGCGGCUAGCGGGCAGCCGCGGGCACUCACAGUCGUCGAGCGCCCGCCCGCCACGGAGAGAGAGCAGCCCCGAAGAUGAGGCGACGGACGGCCAUCGGUCUACUUCGGUGGAGAGGCCAAGGAGCGAUCGGCAAAGGAGCGGCGGUUUAUCGUGUGAUCCCGUGUGCCCCGACGCCAAAAUGACAGGGGUCGGUGCCGGCACCCCUUUCUCCACCCCCCCACCAGCCCCAGCCUCACCCACACAAAGACAAGAGCAGCCACACCUACCUGGGGGGUUUGCCACCAAGCCAAUCCCGCCGGCAGCUGUGCAUCGUGACAAGGUGGCAAAACCCCCUGUCGUGCCGCCUCGUCCGGAGGAGCACAGGCACGAGAAGUACCACCACAGCCACGCCCCCAAGCACCAGCAGGCUGCAGCAUCAGCAUCCAAGGAACCGCCCAUAUUGAUGGGGCCAGUGUGCUGUCCGAAGCCGUGCAGACUCAUCAUGACCAGACUUUACACGUACAGUGCUGCAUGUCUCAGUGCUCUUCUGGGCCGCUUCUCGAGGUGAGACAGUGAGCUGCGUAGCUAGCUACCUGCUGAGCCAGCAGGAUGUUCUUUAAAGGCAUACACACUAGUGCGGGCACGUUGGCAUAUAUUAGUCUUUGUGUGCGUGUGCAGGUACACGACUGCUGGCUGGCUGACAAUUCUUGUGUUCUUCAUGGUGCGUCACAUCAUCGCCACAGUCCUGCUGCAGGAGAUGGGCAGCAAGAAGGUGGAGCUCUCUGAGGUCAAGGAGCUCCAGCUGCACACCAGACAGGUGGUUGCCCUGCUGCCCGACAUUAUUUAUCCGCCAUACAAACCAAGGUAGAUAGAUAUCCACCCAACCAGACAGACGUAUCGUGCACGCAUCGCAUACCUUGCCGCGAACGCGCGCGUAUGCAUCCAUGAUGGCUGUGGCUCUUGCUCGUGUGGGGCUGCUUGCUUGUUCAGGCUGCAGUGGCAGGUUGACCAAAGACGGGAGGAGUUCCAGCACACACUCGCACUUGCCAAACACGUACAUCCAUCGGCGAAGCCAGGCACCGUGGCGCCUCUCGUCUGAAGAGUAGCUUCCUACCUGUCUCAUGGAUGUAUGCAGGACUUCAUCCAGCUGCUGCAUGGCCAUGUUGACGAAGAUCACCUGGAGGCUGAGGACGCCAUGGACCGGCGGCAUCCCAGCCGUCGGGAGUUGCUCUAUGAGCCGGGCUGCCUCCUCAGCCGCGACAACGUCCACGAGCCUCACGGAUGCACUGACCGCCAGCACCCCUAUCUACUCAGCAGGAGGCUGGAGGAAGGUUUGUACGAAGGAGUCGUCAUCUGGAUGAAGUACGCAGGCCACGUUUACUCCAUGUACCACGACAAAUAUGCAGCGGCUCUUGGCACACACCGACGCCGCUUGCUCGACCCGCCAGCAAGACGCCUAUCGACGGAGUUCUCUACCCCUCCCCGUGGCUUCCCGCUGCCGCAAUCACUGGUCAACGCGACAAUGUCCGCCCUCCAGCCACUCCUCCGCAGAUUCAAAGUGAGCCGGCGGCGGACGCGGCCAGCGCGACGGGGGACUCGAUCAAGAAGGACACGGCGGCAGCUCAUGGCCGACCCCUUUGCACAGAAUCCAUUUGACCCUAGCGAGUUCGCCGAUGAGAUCAACCUCAUGUUCCAUCGCACCAUCGAGUCACUGCCGGAGGACGUGACGUUCACACAUCCGCCUGAGUUUUGGUUCCUCACCCAGGUAAGCAAAGCAAAGCAACCAACGAAUGCGUCAAUCAGGAAGACAGCAUAGUGUGUCACAUAUCCCAUCUGCGGAAGAAUGACACACAUAUUUACCACCCUUCUGUCUGUCUGUCUGCCUACAUAGGCACUGUCCUUUGACUUGCGUGACGGGUUGUUUUCUCUUGAGGAGACCAUUCUGGAAGAGGCCCGCGACGACGUCAAGGCGAACGACCAGCUGUCCUGGGUACUCGCCGGGGUGGCCAUCGCACUUAUCAUGGCCGGCAUGGCUCUCGUCGAGGUACUGACCAGAUCGAUGAUGACACAGGUGAAAAACGCAUGCGCCGUACUCAAGGUAAGCUGAGCUACCAACAAACAGACAGGGGCCGGCCAUACGGCUGCCUGCCUGUUUGCCUUCCUUCCUGUCUGCAGACGAUCCCCAUUGACUCGCAGAAGGCUGUCUUGGCCAAGGUGAGGAGUAAAAGACAGGGAAAUCAGACAGCUAGCUGUAGACAGCUGCAGCCAUGGAUGCCACCCCUGCCUGCGUGUCUUGGGUGCUUGUUUAUUGCAUCGCAGGUGUUUGCUGACUACUCUGACGUCGAGAGCGAAGAGGAUGCAGACGAGGACGCAGAUGAGGACCCCUUCUCAAGAUAAAUAAACACACGGAUGGAUGGCUGCUUGUUCGGAUGGUGAGUACGAGAUUAUCCGAAUUUGUUAUGAGUGGGUGUACAGCCGAGGUGCCCACAUGCGUUCAUGCGUAUGCACAAUGCGCACACGGCCGUUUUGCAUCCCAUGGUUGGACACACAUAAGUACAGUACGUAUACUGAAA
Molecule: messenger RNA, 8967 nt
Organism: Vitrella brassicaformis
Lineage: Eukaryota; Vitrellaceae
Source: the annotation of a GenBank genome assembly